UCAAGAUCCAUUUGAUAAACAUGUCCAACAUAUAUACCAUGGAUCCAAGUUUAAUCAGUAUGCUCAGUGUCUAUUUUGAAAUUCUGGAUAUAAUAAUUACUCCUAUAUCUACUUGUUUUGAAGAAAAUGUUGGUCCUACAGGAACAAGAUUAGAUGGUGACUCGCCGAAUGACAUUCAAGAUUACUCAUCUGGUGGUGAUUUAUUACCUGGUAUUGAGGGAUUUCAAGUUGUCGGCAAUCCUAUACCAGGAUCUACUCUAAGAGCAUGUGGUUUUUCUAUAAAUGGUACUACACAUUGUAAUUUCCAGUGGGUUCACUAUCUUGAAGAUGGCACUAGGCAAUCUAUUGAAGGUGCUACGAUGUACGACUAUGUGGUUACUGCAGAUGAUGUUGGCGCUGUUCUUGUUGUAGAGUGCACCCCUAUGGAUGACCACGGUCGUCAGGGUCAUUUGCUGAUGGAGUUUGCUAACAGUAAGCAAAAGAUAACCUGUGGUAAGUUUAUGUUGUUUGUAUUGUUGCCUCUUGGUCCUGGAUCUCUGAUAUGAUAAAUUGUGACAUUGUCAAGCUCUGCUUUAACAUUAUUGGAUCAACAUUGUAAUUGACGUCUUCUUACUUUCAUAUUUUGAAAUUUGCAAAGUGUCUAGGCACUGCUACUUACUAGGAGGAUCUGCCGUCGUCGUGAUGGUUCGACCAUCUUCCCACCUACGAGGGAAACAUCGACCAAAAACCCACCCGUCGCGGGAAGGCCACGAUGGCACGAGAAGGAUUUUUUUUCUAACUCAGGCCACGUAACACACGAAAAGGUUCGUGCUCGUCGCCGACUCAUUCUCUGUACACCCACGGAAGUUAGAUCUCUCCCCCUCCCUUCUUCACCCCGCAUCCCCUUCCCCACGCACGCAAACGCCUUACCCCCUCCCCCGCCACGACCUCGCCGUCGCCGCCACCACACACCCGCCUAACCAGGAACC
Hordeum vulgare subsp. vulgare (domesticated barley) is the source of this 968-nucleotide messenger RNA. RefSeq lists its product as uncharacterized. Bases 21 to 545 code for a protein of 174 amino acids. The record is from RefSeq and is a predicted model, not a curated record. The transcript is spliced from 6 exons. Gene Ontology annotation, cellular component: plasma membrane. NCBI's taxonomy places the organism in Eukaryota, Viridiplantae, Streptophyta, Magnoliopsida, Poales, Poaceae.